AUGAAUGUUAACACUCCAGUCUGUGCAGCUUCAGGCUUGUUUGCGGUUCCAUCUCAUGGACGGUUCCAUCUCCUCUUCAGCUCCAGCUGCUUCUGGUUCCAGCUCCUCUUCAGCUCCAGAAAUCCCUGGGAGGUGACCGAUCAGUAUUUCCACAAGUUGAGAAGACAGAACAUCUCACUUGGUGCCCGGAGCGGGAACGCGGUGGCCGGUUCUCAUUGGGUCGGUGCUGGUGCCGCGUUUGUUCGGUGCGUUCCUCUGUGUGUCUGGUUGGUGUUGGUGCCUCGGUUGUUUCACGGCAGCGCAGCCGAGCCCGCAGCGAGGACGUGCUGGACACGGACGGGGCGUGAAGGAGCUCCAGGUGCCUGCGGGCAGGUCCCGGACAGAGGCAGCGGCGGGCAAGGCCCGGGGGAUCAGGCCGAGCCGUGCCCUGAGCAUCCCACACCAGCGACUAUUCCCAGACACCUUGCCCCCCCCGCCUCCCCGACGCGGGGACCCGGGUUCUCCCCCCGCCAGGUGAAUGGGACACGGGAAAGUGUCAUCGCUACCGGGGGAGCUGCGGUGCCGCCCAAAGACCACCGGGUGGCGCUGCGCUCUGCAGUGCCGCGCUGUGUCCGCCAGGCGGCGCCACUGUGCGGGAGAGAGGGGCGGAGCCGAGAGGGGCGGAGCCGAGAGGGGCGGGGCCUAGAGGGGCGGGGCCGAGAGGGGCGGGGCCAAGCCGCGCCCGGACGCGCCCCGCCAGCGCAGCUGAGCCCGCGGUCACGUGACGGGGCGGCCCCCGAGGCUUCAAAAGCUCCCCCGGGCCGGCGGGGGGCGCCGCUCCGGCGGGCGCACGCGCAGAGGCGGGAGCGGGUUCCGGCGGGAGCGGGUGCCGGUGCGGGCUCUGCCGGGCCCGGGGCAGCUGCUGCCGGGGGAGCUGGCUUCCACUCGGCGGGGCCGCGGGGCGGCUCUGGGCCCUGCGCGGAGCCGGGCUCGGACCGGAGCCCCUUUGGUCCCGACGGCCCCGAGGCGGCGAGGACGUGCCCGCUCCAGCUCCAGCCUGUGCAGCUUCAAGCCUGUUUGCGGUUCCAGCUCCUCUGCAGCUGCUUCUGGUUCCAGUUGUUCUGCAGCUCCAGCUCCAGUUCAGCUCAUUUCAGCUUGUGCUUGUUCCACUGAGCUUGGCCUUGGGCCAGAUCGUAAAUCAAUCACUGUCACAAGCUGCCUAUGAAUAUGACACAUGAAUAAAUAUGAACCAAUUAUCUAAUAA
This is a messenger RNA of Columba livia (rock pigeon), 1243 nucleotides long. RefSeq names its product collagen alpha-1(III) chain-like. The transcript has 7 exons. The record is from RefSeq and is a predicted model, not a curated record. Lineage: Eukaryota; Metazoa; Chordata; Aves; Columbiformes; Columbidae. The coding region runs from base 1 to 1152 and encodes 383 amino acids.